Naegleria gruberi is the source of this 8166-nucleotide messenger RNA. RefSeq lists its product as uncharacterized. NCBI's taxonomy places the organism in Eukaryota, Heterolobosea, Eutetramitea, Acrasida, Naegleriidae. The record is from RefSeq and is a predicted model, not a curated record. The transcript has a single exon. Gene Ontology annotation, cellular component: extrinsic component of membrane. Bases 1 to 8166 code for a protein of 2721 amino acids. Gene Ontology annotation, biological process: protein retention in Golgi apparatus; protein targeting to vacuole.
AUGUUUGAAAGUGUUGUUGCCAAAGUAUUGACAGCAACUCUUGGUGAUUACAUUGAAAAUUUAGAUAAACAAUCAUUGUCGGUUGGUGUGUGGAAUGGUAAAUUUAAACUGACAGAUUUGAUUGUUAAAAGAUCGGCACUUGAUUUGUUGGAUUUACCUUUUUCUGUUGUGAAUGGAACUGUUGGUUUGAUUGAAGCUGAUAUACCAUGGAAGAGUAUUUCAACUUCAUCAAUUAAAGUUCGAUUGAGUGAUAUCAUGUUGGUGGUUCAACCGAGGAGGUGUGAAAAAAUUGAUGAGACAAGUGAAAGGAAGAGACAACGAAUGGUGAAACAGAGAAAGUUAACACAAUAUGAAUUGAGAAGAAAAUCAGAGAAUGAAGUUUCGAAUGCUGCAAGCCAAGCAACAACAACAAAUCAAACAGAAGAAACCAAUGAAAAGAAUGAAAAGAACGAAAAGAAACAAGAAGGAUUUGUGUCAAGGUUGACUGAAACCAUUAUUAAUAAUCUUCAGAUUGAGAUUAAUAAUAUUCACGUUAGAUAUGAAGAUGAUUCUGAUGAAAGAUUCAAAGUGGUUAUGGGAGCAACACUUGAAUCUCUUUCCAUGUCAAGUUGUGAUGUCAAUUGGCAGGAAUCUUUCUUGGCCACAACAGCAAAAACCUUUUUUAAAAAGCUUACAUUGAGAAACUUAUCAGUUUACAUGAAUAAUAAUGAAACUGAAUUGUUUUCAUUGAUGAAGAAUGAUUUGGAUAAUAGAAAAUUCAUUGAACACAUGAGAAAUAUCAUUGUGGAGAAGAAGAAUUAUAGGAGAUUUGUUUUGAGUCCAGUGAAUGGAGAGUUAUUGUUAUGUAUGCAGAAGGAUGAAGCUUUGGAUUUAGAAAGGCCAAGAAUUAGUGCCGAGUUGAGGUUAGAAUCGGUGAAUGCAACACUGGACGAAAGGCAGUACAGAAAUAUUCAGUCAACUCUGGAUUAUAUUACUCAGUUUAUGGAAAAACCAUUCGAUAGACCAAUGUUUAAUUCUCAAAACGAAUGUCAACAAUAUUUAUCUCAAUCAACGGAUGAGAAAGUUACCCAAUUCAAAAAUUACAUGCUCAUGUUCAAGAGGAGUAAGAAAGUGGCCUGGCUACAACCAUUAACAAAAGAUGAAGCUGAAAAAUUAUUGGAAUUGGAAGAUUUCAUCCAUGUUGAUGACAUUAUGAAACUGAGAGAGGCAGCUUAUCUUGAAAUUCAAAUUGAGGAACAAAAGUACAAACAAAAGAAGAAGGAAUCAAGCUAUUGGUCCAAGUGGUUCGGUUCAAUUGAUAAGACUAUUGAAGUUACCGAAGAGGAUCGAGUGGAAUUUUCCAAGCUAUUUGGAUUGGAAGAAGAUAAGGGGCCAUCUUUUAUUCUUCCUCCACAUUUUGUGAAUUUUGCUCUUAAAGUUAAGAUUAACACUAUUGGAGUCAAGCUAAGGAAUGCAUCAACCAGAACUGCAGCACCUGAUUCGGUUGCAGUAUUUGAAUUGACUCAAUUAUUGGUCGAUUUCAAGUUAAGAGUGGAGGGUUUUAAUGUAGAGGUGAGUCUUGGAGGUGUAUCCGGAGUUGACAAUUUCUCUACAAGAAACGAACAGAGCAUUUCAGAAUAUUACAACUUUGUCAAAACCAAUUCUGUUGGAAAUUUUGUCGAGUUUAAAAUGGACUCUAAUCCUAUGAACGGAGUGGAGCAGAUGGAUUGCAAGGUUGGCAAUUUGAAUGUGGUGUUGAAUCUUUCUCUCAUUCAAAAGAUGUUGUCUAUUUUCAUUCUACCAAAAUAUUUACAAAGAAGUCAAUUUACAGCACCUUCAUUACCAGAUACUUUGAAAAUUACAAAAAAGAUACUCAAUGCUGAGCUAGAUAGUAUUAGUGUAAUCAUUCCUGAUACUCUUUCAGGUAAAGAAUACUUUCAAGCUCAUUUAGGACAUUCUAAAUUGACCAAAAUUAAUGAAAAGAUUGAUAUUUCAUUGACACCUAUCAAAUUGUUACACAUUGGAGAAGCAGAGGAUUUCACCAUUAUUCAGCCAACUGAUUUCUCAAUUUCUAUGGUACAGACAAUUGAUCAAAAUUUAAUAGAUGUCAAGUCCACUCCAUUAAUGGUUGAUGUUAAUCCUCAAGUGGUGACUCAAUUGGUUCGGUUAGGAGAUACUGUUUCUCAUUUCACCAACAAUCCAUUCGGUUCUUCAAAGGAGAGUAUUCUCAUUGUAAAUAAUGUGCAAAUGAAAUUACCAAAACAAGAGGAACUUUCGUCAGCUCAUAUCCAAUUACAUGACGAUGGUAGAUUGUUAGUUUUCAAGGAAGAAUCCAGUUUAGCUCCUUCACACAAUAUCUAUUUCAACACUGUCCAAUUCCAUACGGAAACUAAUAGUUUCAAAGUUGUGGAUUUUGAAUUUGUGCUUUCAAAUGCAAAAACAUUUGAAGAAUGGAAGAAAAACUUGGAAUCUCUAUUGAACAAGAGCAUUUCUAAAGCCCCACUUCCACCUGCCAUAGAAACAAUUGUAAAUUUCAGUCUGGAUAGUAUCGUACUGAGAGCUCUGAAUGAUUCUUCAUCGAGUGAAGUUGUUGCCAUGGCACAAGCUAAUGGGCUUCACACAAAUGUACUCGCGAGACCAAAUGAUAACCAGGUCAAGGUAACACUCCGAGAAAUCACACUCCACGAUGGAAAUCAAAGAAAAAUAUUCUUCUCAGAUCACAGUACGAAUAUUAUUGAGAUUAGUAUUAUUCUGUGCUCAAAUAAGGAAUCUGAAUUUGCAAGCCAACAUUCUUCUAAAAUGUUCCUGAAUAUCAAGCUUUCAGAUAUGAAUUUGAUUUUCAAUACUGGAAUUAUCACAAAAUUAUUCCUAUUUUCAAAGAAGAUUAAUUUUGAAAAGGAAAGUCCUAUUGUAAUGAUUACAGAAGAUGAUUCAGAGGAUAUUUUCAAACAUGAAAUGAAAUUACAAGGAGAAAUUUCUAAAAUCCUUGUCGAUUUGGAAAGAGAAGAUAGUUCCAAGUUGGCCAAUUUCUCGCUUUCCAGUUUGAAUGUAAAUCUUUAUAUGGGAAAGAAUAGUUUAUCGUGUGAAGGAGAUAUUGGUACUGCCUAUCUUUCACAACCUAAUUCUACAUCUACUUAUCCAUAUAUUCUUUCUCCAAAAUAUUUGGGCGAUCGCUCACUUAUUAGAUUUGCAUACAGUCAAACAGAUGAUGAGCCAGUAAUGAAUAUAGAAAAUUCAACCCGUGUUGUAAGAGGUUUCACCGAAAAGAAAUCACUAAAGCUUGCAAUGGCUUCAAUUCAAUUCAUAUUCAUCAGCCAAUUUAUUGAGGACAUUCAGAGUUAUUUCCAAGAUGGUCCACUAUGGGAAGCUUUGGAAAAUGGUGGAAAAAUGAUUAGUGACUAUUCAAAAGAAUUGAUUUCUCAACAGGAUAAGAAAUUGGAAAUUAUUUCUAUGGACAUUAAGGUGGAAGAUCCAGUUGUUAUUGCUCCAAUACAAGACAAUACUUUCACAGUUCACUUGGGAAAUAUCAGAUUAACCAAUAAGGGAGACUGGGUUGAGAAUGGAAUUCCAUGUGAUAGCUAUUCAAUGAUUUUCAAUAGGAUGAAUUUACAAACUAAAAUUAAUGGAAUUGAAAAGACAGUGACUUCUCCAUUCAAUGUUGCUCUUGGAUUGAAAAGAGUUCUCAAGAAGGAUCACUUUCCAAGCAUGUAUUUGGAUAUUGAAAUUGUACCAAAGGUUUUAUUCACUUUGGAACAUGCUCAGUAUUUACUCUUGUUUCAACUUAUUGAUUCUUUCAAUAAGAAACCAAGCGAAAGUAACGAAAAGAAACAAGCAGAAGAUUUGGAAAAGAAGGAUAGUCUAACACUAAUUGCUUUUAUUAGAAUCAAGUCCUUUGAGUUGGAUGUAAAAUCAGUAGCUGAGAAUACUGAUCUGGCCAAGUUGGAAGUUGAAGAUUUCCAAAUGAGAUAUUUCAAAGAACAAUCUGGAGACAAUAUGCAAUUCCUUGUCAAAUCAAUAAUUGGAACUGAUCUAAGAGCUGAAAAGAAUGAAUAUUUCACACAAUUUAUCACCACUCAUUCCAAAACUACCAAGUGCUUGUCAGGUUCAAUGAUUACAAGAGGAAAGAAGAAUGAAAUUUCCCUCCAGAUCAAUAAUCCAAUUGUUACAAUUAUUCCUCAAGUAUUUAAGGAGCUGCAAGAGUUCUUCUCCACAAUGAAACUUGCUACAGAACCUCAAGAGGAAAAGAAACCAGAAAAGGAAAUUAAGGAAGAUGAUUUAAUGAUAUCUGUCAAAUGUAACGAUAUUCGUGUAGCUCUUCCUGCCAAUAAUUUCAAUCAAUUAGCAUUCGUAAUGAGAUGCAAACAAUUCUCAAUGGAAGAUAUUCACAAUUUCAAUAUUCAUGAUUUGGAUCUUUCAUUCCAAAAGAAUAGAAACAAAUAUGAUGAGUACACCAACUAUAUUCUUCAUCCAAUUAGUUUGAAUGUGAGCUAUACGGAUACUUUAAUUAUUCAGACAACUAGGGCAAUUAAUAUUCGUAUUUCAACAAGUAUUAUUCACCAAAUUAGACAAGUUAUGGACAUGUUUACUUCUGAACUUUCCAAAAUCAAAAAGACAACUGAAACCAAAUUGCCACCUUAUCAAAUUAACAACUUGCCUAAUAAUAAGGUAGAUCUUUCGUAUUUCGCUAACUUUUUUGCAAGUUUCAACCAAGAAACCAGAUCUGAAACCUUUAAAUUUGAAGCAUAUCUAGUGUCAGGAAUUUCCAUUCUACUUGUCACUGAUCGAAAUGAAAUUGACUUGCCAGCUCUACAACUCGAUAUUGAACAAGCGAUCAUUUCUGAUUUCAUUAGAAUAUCCAACAUUCAACUAUUGUGCUUCAAUUUAAACUAUGGAGUUUGGGAAUCACUUGUGGAACCAUUCACAGUUUCUGGAUCUAGAAAAGGAAGCAAUUACAUUCUUGAUAUUCCAAAAUGUUUAUUGAAUUUCAAUAAGAAUACAUUCGAAAUAUUCAAAUCUAUAAUGGAAAGUAAGGAAAGAAGUGUCAUUACGAGAACUUUCUAUCCAACAAUUGUCAGAAACAUGCAUCCAACACCAAUUACUAUUAAUGAUCAAUUACUGGAAGAUGGUCAGGAAUAUAUUGUGCAGGGAGAAGUUUCUUCUAUUAGUUUCAUUAUUAAUAAUCAAACUUUCGUAUUCUCCUUAAAGAAGAAACCAGGAACACAUAUUCUAUCCUCUGAAUGUUUACUCACUGUGGAAAUUGUUGAUGGAACAAGUUAUUUUACCAUUCAUUCUUUGUAUUCCAUUGAGAAUCAAACAGAUGUCACCUUUGAAGUGUUGUACAAUUCGAAACGAUGUGGAAAACUUUCACCUAAUCAAGUGAAAUAUCUUCCAAAUGCUCCAUUUGACAAGACCAAUUUGAAAAUUAGACCAUCCUAUAGUGACGAGUACAUGAGUCCAACAUUCGAAGAUCAAAAUUCAUCUCAAUUCAUCUUUAUGAAUAAGACUUCCAGUUUCUAUUGUGAGUACGUGGAAGAUAUUGGACGAAACAUGAAAAAUUUCACAAUUUCUCCACCUCUCAAACUAGAAAAUAGAACUCCUAUUGAAUUGGACAUGGAAAUUAAUGGAAAGAAAUUUUCCUUACAAAAAGAAUCCUCACUCUAUUACUACUAUGCCAAUAAGGAUUUCUCUGUGAACAUUCUGACGAAUAAUCCUUCAUUUAGUGAUCAAUCAUUCAGUGCCACAACCAGCAAAACCAUGCAAAUUUGUACGAAUGGUAAAACUAUUCCUCAAAAGCAAGAACCUAAAAAAUCAAAAUCAUUUGCUGAGAUUGUCAUUCGUGCACCUUUUUGGAUUUUCAAUGAUUUGGAAUUACCUAUCAAUAUUAAUGGAAUUAAUAUUCUACCAUUCAAUUAUACUACUAUGAACAUCAAUAAUUUGACCAUUUGUAGAGAUGAUAAAAACAAAUUUACACCUAAUUUGGAUAAAAUUCCACAUGAUACCAUGGAUUUGUGGAAAUUAGGAGAUAAAAGAAUGGUUUACUAUUUGAGAGAAACUGAUGAGAGUAAAUACAUGUACCUCAGAGAAAGAUAUUACAUUAGAAACAAUACCAAAUUUGAUUUAAACAUUACUUUCGAGAAGAAUUCAUUCUCAGUCGCUGCAGGAAAGACACAACCUUAUUCACAUUACAAUGAUUCACUUCCUAAAAUGAAAAUCACUUUGGGAGAAGAGGAAAAUAUUGUGGAAACUAAAUGUCAACAGGAAUUGUCACUCAAAUUUGGAAAAUUCCUAAAUGCCAAGCUUUUACUUAAGGAACAGGAAGGUUCAAUGUUUGUGGUGAUUAAUGAAAUACUAUUGCCUGAAUUUUACGUGGUCAACUCUACAGAUUUGGAAAUUGUAAUUGAUAAGGAAGGAUUAGCUCCAAAAAAUAUCAAACCCUAUCUCAACAUGCCCCAAUCUGUUAUAAUUGACACCAUUUCAGAGAUUAUCACCCUUAAUAAGAUUACAAUGAAUAAGGAAACAAUGAAAAAGGUUGGAGAUGAAGAAAUUUAUUACACACUCAUUCCAUAUCAACAAGUAAUCAUUCUCCACAUUCACAAAAAGAAAAAGACUGAGGAGAAGGAUUAUGAACUGGCAGUAGAUGUUACUUUCUAUUCUAUUGGAAUUUCGAUUAUUGGUGAAAGUCAGGAAUUGGCUUUUAUUCAUUUUGAUCAAUUAUUUACUAAAUUUGGAAUGCUCAAUACUCAAUUUUGCGUUUAUACUAAAUUGCGUGGACUCCAAGUUGACGAUCACAAUGAACAAGAGGUCAACCCAGUUCAAUUUGUGAAUAUCAAUUCUUCAGAGCAGAGUUUCAUUGAAUUUACAAUAGAAAAGAAUGGAAACUAUUUUGAAACUGUUUCAGUAACUAUCAGAGAAAUGUUAUUUAGCUCUAACAAUAUUUUCAUUCAAAAGAUGAGUGACGUAUUCGCAAGUGCCAUGAAACAAAUGAAAGCAGUCCAAGAAACAAAACUAAAUCAAUUCUUGCAAUAUUUUGAAGUAGAGGAAAGUGAGAAAAUGUUCUUUGGAAAGUUUGAACUCAAUCCAUUGAAAGUCGAUGCUUCUUUCAAGGUGAAACCUUCCAAUGAUUUGAAAUACGAUUUGGUUUAUAUUCUUUCCUCUUAUGGAACUAAAUUUACACACAUUGAAAAUGCCAUAAUUAGAAUUUACGAUUUCAAACUUCCUCAAUCCUCAUUCGUUACCAUGCAAGAUGUUAUGGAAAGAGUUGGAAAACACUACAAACGUCAAAUCAAGUACAAUUUAUUGUCAAUUAUUGGAUCGUUGAAUACUUUUGGAAGUCCUAUUCAAUUAUUUGGUGAUUUGGCUUCAGGAGUUACUUCUCUAUUUUAUGAACCUGCAAAUGCCAUCACUGAAGGCCCACAUAUGUUCUUAUUGGGUGUUGGUAAGGGAUCUGUUGGAUUUAUUUCAAAUUCUGUCAAGGGAGUAACUGGUUUCACAUCAACAAUUACAGGAACAGUUGGAAAUACGCUUUCAAUCUUUACACUUGACAGAGAUUUCGUCGAGAAGAGAGACAGGAUUAUGGAAAGGAAACCUGCCAAUAUUUUCCAAGGUAUUGGACAAGGUAUGCAAGUUCUCUUCACAGGACUCAUUGAUGGAGGUGUUGGAAUUAUUGCUCAACCAAUUAAGGGAGCUAGAAAAGAGGGAGCUUUGGGAUUGGCUAAAGGAGUUGUUCUUGGAAUUGUUGGAAUUCCUACAAAGCCAGUAGUUGGUAUGAUUGAUUUUAGUAUCAAGCAAAUGCAAGGUAUUCGAAACUUUAAUCAAUCAUCACUUCACAAAAUUAGAGAAAAUCCAAGAAUGUUAUUUAACGGAGUGAUUAAACCAUACAAGGAAAAUAUGGAAUUGUUUUUGAGAUUAAUCCACAAAUCCCAACAAUCAAUAGAGUUUAAUAUUUUAAUUCCUUUAGGAAAGACCUUGGCAAUCACCAACAGACAUUUGCUCAUUCCACAAUCAACCAACUCUAAUGCACUUCAGGUUGUUGAAUUGAAUCAAGUGGAAGCUAUUGAACAAGUAGAUGAUGAUAAUGUCAAGAUUAGAGUGGCAAAUCAAACAAGUUAUUGUGUUUAUUUGAAUGUGGAGGCAGCUACUGUUCGUGCCUUGGUUGAUAAGAUGUUACGUGAGUUGAGUACUAAUUAA